Messenger RNA from Asparagus officinalis (garden asparagus), 927 nucleotides. RefSeq lists its product as uncharacterized. The transcript has a single exon. The record is from RefSeq and is a predicted model, not a curated record. Bases 205 to 672 code for a protein of 155 amino acids. Lineage: Eukaryota; Viridiplantae; Streptophyta; Magnoliopsida; Asparagales; Asparagaceae.
AAAAACAAAAGCAAGUAAAAGCCUCCAAUAAUCUCCUCACCCUUUUCUAAAAGGAGGAGACGCCACUCUAAUCCAACGCAAUUCCUUUCCCCUCCUUAUUUAAACACUCUUCAUCACCCUAUGUUCUAACUUCUAUCUUAUUGAUUAGCAAACCGAUAUCUAGCUAGUUAAGCCUCUUCAAGCUAGCUAGCUAGCUCAAAAGCCAUGAAGAAUUAUAGAAGGAAGACUACACAACUUGUUGAAAGUCUCUUCAAGCUCUUUACAAGAACCAUUUGCCUUGGGUUAUUCCUUUCAAGUCCUGUAUGGCUCCCUCUCAUCUUCUCCUUCUUCAAGGUCUUGUUCAUGACAGUUUUCGUUGCCGUCCUCUUCACAAAGUCGAAGGACUCCAUGUGUUCUUCUCCUUCUCAUGAUAUAUAUGAGGAGUAUGUUAGGAGAAACAAGAGGCUUCAGAGGCAAGUGGAGAGGGAUGAGGUUGAAGAGGGAAAAGAGUUUAAAGAGGAGGACGAGGAAGAGGGAGAUAAUGGAAUAGAUGAAUUGAAUAAGAGGGUUGAGGAGUUCAUUGCUAAGGUUAACGAGCAAAGGAGAAUAGAAGCAAGAACAGUGGCAUGUUGUGGAUGGGUAGAGGACGAGAUAUUCAGUGAAAGGAUUGUGGAGAAUGAUUUUAGUUACUAGUCCAGAGUAAGGAAUUAUAUGCUUAUCAAUCUAUAUUGGAAUGAACAAGAGAGUAUUUUUAGAAUAAACUCAAAGAUGAAUACGCUCUUUUGCUAAUUAAUUGUAAGAUCAGCUUCUUUCUGAUAUGACAUGGCUUUACACCAAAGUUGGCAACCGACUCAGAGCGAUGUGACAUAUAUAUGUAUCGAUUCAGAAAUCUAUAGUCGUCUGCUUCACUUCCAGUUCCUGUUCCUAAUUCUCUUAUAACUUACAAUA